Messenger RNA from Helianthus annuus (common sunflower), 1659 nucleotides. RefSeq lists its product as uncharacterized. Gene Ontology annotation, molecular function: RNA-DNA hybrid ribonuclease activity; nucleic acid binding. The record is from RefSeq and is a predicted model, not a curated record. NCBI's taxonomy places the organism in Eukaryota, Viridiplantae, Streptophyta, Magnoliopsida, Asterales, Asteraceae. The transcript has a single exon. The coding region runs from base 1 to 1659 and encodes 552 amino acids.
AUGGAAGAAGGAAAAUUUUUGGGUUUCAUAGUAACAAGAGACGGUUUUAAAGUCAACACGGAGAAAGUGCAAGCCAUCCAGCUGAUGCCGUCACCUGCAACAGUAAAAGAAAUGCAAAGACUCGUGCGGCGAUUAGCAGCCUUGAACAGAUUCUUGGCAAAUCACGCCACAAAAUCUUAUCCGUUCAUUAGUACCCUGCGCAAUUGUGCCAAGAAAAGCCACUUCCAGUGGACACCAGAAGCGGAGACAACUUUCAAGAAAAUGAAGGAGUGCUUAAUUCAGUUGCCAACACUAACAACACCACGAGAAAAAGAACCGCUAAUCUUAUAUUUAUCAGCAGCGGAGGUAGCGGUUGGCCCAGUGUUAACGGUUGAACGGGAGAACAUUCAGACCCCAAUUUAUUAUAUUAGCAAAAUGCUAACUGGCCCAGAGACGCGCUACUCGAUGAUAGAAAAACUGGUCCUUGCGCUAGUGCAUGCAUCACGACGCCUACACCGGUAUUUCUCUGGUCAUGUUAUUACAGUUCUCACCAAUUAUCACUUGGGGCAAAUUCUAUCCAAACCCGAUGUCACGGGGAGAUUGGCUAAGUGGGCCAUUGAGCUGGGAGGAUACAAUAUCCUAUAUAGACCGCGACCAGCAAUCAAAGGGCAAGUUUUAGCAGACUUCGCCACAGAAGUUCCCAUAGACAAAGUACAGGAAUGUGAGGCGAUCCAAAACCCUAUUCCAGUUUUCGACGAUAGGGUUUGGAUGUUGCACACAGACGAGGCUUCUAAUGAUGAUGGAGCAGGCGUAGGCCUGCGAUUGGUUAGCCCAGACGAUCAUGAGCUUACAUACGCUAUACGUUUGGUUUUCAAGAGCACAUAUAACGAGGCAGAAUACGAAGCAUUCCUGGCAGGCCUCCGUUUGGCGCUUAAAAUGGGAGCAAAAAACCUUGAAGCUCACGUCGAUUCAAAGUUAGUGGCCGAGCAAGUUAACGGGCACUAUGAUGCCAAGAGCGAGGCCAUGGCGUUAUACCUGGAACAAGCGCGGAUACUUAUCAGCCAAUUCCAAACAUUCAAAAUAAUUCACAUAAAUAGAAGUGAAAAUAAGCAUGCGGAUGCAUUGAGCAAACUGGCCGCCACCAGUUUCAGAUAUCUGGCAAAAGAGGUGCGCAUCGAGGUAUUGUCCAAUCCUUUCGUUCCUCUUAAACAAGUAAACUUCAUUGAGGUCGGCAACCCAUCCUGGAUGUCCCCGAUCAUCAUGUACCUGCAGCAUGGUAAACUUCCAGAAGGAAAAGCGGAAGCUAGGAAAGUCCAGAACAAAGCAAUAAAUUACGAGAUGGCAGACAAAAUUCUAUACCGAAAGUCAUUUAUGGGACCAUUCCUACGCUGUGUUGACAAAACAGACGCGCAGUACUUAGUCAGGGAAAUCCAUGAAGGCUUAUGUGGGAUACACGCCGGACCGCGCAUGGUAGUAGAAAAGAUAAUGAGCGCAGGCUACUAUUGGCCGGGGAUGCAUGUGGACACGGUGGAAUUAUUACGAAAUGCGCAGCUUGUCAGCGUCACGCACCAAAAACCCUUCGUCCGAAAAAUCCGCUCGUUCCGGUCACAUCCGCUUGGCCCUUCCAGCAAUGGGGCAUCGACCUUGUUGGUCCUUUCCCUGACGCACCUGGCGCUGUGA